AUGGCUGAUUACAUUGCGUCGCCGAGGGACUGGGUUAGAGAGCAGGUCGAGACUUACGAAAGCAGCGGAGGAACGCAGGGGACGACUCUGCGCGACACCGGGUUGCCCGUCAUCGUCGUGACCAACAAGGGCAACAAGACCGGCGCCAUCAGGAAGACGCCCCUGAUGCGGGUCAAGGACGGCAACAACUACGUGCUGGUAGGCUCCGUAGGCGGAGCGCCGAAAAACCCGGUGUGGGUAUACAACCUCAGGACCGACGCCAAUGUGGAGGUCCAGGACGAGGCCGAGGUCCACACCAUGCGGGUCCGGGAAGUCCCGGACGGCCCGGAGCGGACCAGGCUGUGGGAUAUCUCUGUCGAGGCCUUUCCUCCCUACGCGGAAUACCAGGGCCGCACAGCCCGCAAGAUCCCGGUGUUCCUCGCCGAGCCUGCCUAG
Messenger RNA from Geodia barretti, 435 nucleotides. NCBI's taxonomy places the organism in Eukaryota, Metazoa, Porifera, Demospongiae, Tetractinellida, Geodiidae. The record is from the annotation of a GenBank genome assembly.